Sinocyclocheilus grahami is the source of this 1882-nucleotide messenger RNA. RefSeq names its product dynein heavy chain 3, axonemal-like. The annotation marks the transcript as partial. Gene Ontology annotation, molecular function: dynein intermediate chain binding; ATP binding; dynein light intermediate chain binding. NCBI's taxonomy places the organism in Eukaryota, Metazoa, Chordata, Actinopteri, Cypriniformes, Cyprinidae. Gene Ontology annotation, cellular component: dynein complex. The record is from RefSeq and is a predicted model, not a curated record. The transcript is spliced from 13 exons. Gene Ontology annotation, biological process: microtubule-based movement.
UAUAUGCCAUCGUUACGAUGAGAUUACGGACAGAAUCACAAGCAAGCUGAGUACCACAGAGGAGCUGGUAGAGUUAAACCAGUACCUGAGACACACAAGUGAAGUCACCGUACACAAACUCCGCCAUGAGAUUGAGGAAGCUGUCAAGAGACUCGACUUCCUGCUCGACUACGCCACUCUUCCAGAGGAGGAUAUGAAGUUGUUCAGCACUUUGAUCCACUGGCCUGAACAGAUUCUGUCUUUAAUUGAAGUCAGUAAGGAUAAACUGAACAAUCAGAAAGAUCAGGCUGAGAUCGAUCUGAUGAAAAGAAUAGGGAAGUUGGAAGAGACAAUGAAGGGCCUGGAAAAAGAGGUGGACAUCUUUAAGAUGAAAGAAAAGAUGACUUUGGAGGAGAGCAAGAUCAAUGUGGAGAAACUCAAUAAGAUCAGCGUCAGCCUGGAGGCCGCUGUCAAAGAGAUAGAGGUAGAGGUGUUGUCUGUGGUCGCCCAGCAGAUUUUGAGUAUUCAGCAGGCCAUAAUGCGAAACAUGAAGACGUUUAUGUUCGAGGGAACCGAGCUCUCUCUCAAUCCGACCUGCUGUGUGUUUAUCACCAUGAACCCAGGAUACGCAGGCAGAGCAGAGCUGCCUGAUAACCUGAAAUUGGGCUGGAUGCCUCUGAGAGACUCCUACAUGAACACAUUACCUGAGACCCUGGCAGAUGAGCACAGAACCCUGAUUACUGAUCUCUUUAACUGGCUGGUUCAACCUUGUUUGGACUUUAUUUACCAUGAGUGUGGAUUCUUAGUUCAGACAUCACCUAUUCACCUGGCCUAUAGUCUGAUGCGCCUGUAUACCUGCCUACUAGAUGAGAUUUUUCAGUCAGGACAGGAAGGAGCAGAAUCUAUGACGAGUCAGCAGGUGACGCUGUGGCUUCAGGCCCUGUUCGUGUUCGCUGUGGUCUGGAGUUUGGGAGGAACCAUCAAUGGCAACAGCAGGAAGAAGUUUGACAUCUUCUACCGAAACCUUAUCAUGGGCACAAACACCGAUCACCAGCGACCCCAGAGUGUGAAACUCACCAAGAGCAACGUGUUCCCAGAGAGAGGCACCGUCUAUGAUUAUUAUUUCCAUAAGCAGGGUCCCGGUCAGUGGAACAACUGGACCGAAUCCAUCACUAAAGAAGACAAAGUCAUACCUGCCGGCACAAAAGGUCCCGGUCAGUGGAACAACUGGACCGAAUCCAUCACUAAAGAAGACAAAGUCAUACCUGCCGGCACAAAAGUGUCUGAUCUUAUCAUACCCACGGCAGAAACGUCACGCCAGCUCUUCUUCCUCAGGACGUAUCUGUCACAUGAGGUGCCCAUACUAAUCGUGGGACCCACAGGAACCGGAAAGUCUGUGAUCAACAACAACUUCCUGAUGUCGCUUCCCAAGGAGCGCUACACUCCCAUCUGCAUCAACUUCUCCGCCCGGACCUCUGCCAACCAAACCCAGGACAUCAUCAUGUCUAAGCUGGACCGCCGCCGCAAGGGCGUGUUUGGGCCACCGAUGGGGAAGAAAUGCAUCAUCUAUGUUGAUGAUCUGAAUAUGCCUGCAAAGGAGAUAUACGGUGCUCAGCCGCCCAUUGAACUGCUGCGCCAGUGGAUCGAUCAUCAUCAUUGGUAUGAUAAAAAAGACACGUCCAGACUGGACAUUGAGGAUGUUCUGUAUAUGUCUGCUAUGGGGCCCCCUGGUGGAGGGAGAAACGACAUUACAGGUUGGGAAGGUGAUAAACUAAUCCGUUUAUGGAUCCAUGAGGUGUAUCGCGUGUUUUACGAUCGACUGAUUGAUAAUGACGACAGAGAGAAAUUUUUUAACAUUGUUAAAGAAAGGACAGCAGAAUAUUUCAAACAAAGCAUCGAUAAG